AGAAAAACAUAUUUUUUAAGCGAUGUAAGGAAAAUAAUAAAAAAUUCAAACUACUGUCAACUAUGAAUAACAAUAAAUCUGGAAUUUUGGAUUUAAUCACUGAAUUAUGUGAGAAAUAUGAGAGAGACCCUAGUAAAGUAAAAGACCGACGUUCCAAAUGUUAUGAAUUACUAUUAGGGAAAAGGAAAAUAAAAUUUAAAAAAAAAUUCAAAGAUUUAAGUACAAAUGAUCCUGUUUGUAAUAUCACAGCUUGGCAGUAUGUUCUCUCCCAUGAAUACAAGCUUACAAAAUGUGCAGAGCAAAUUGCUAAUCUUCAUAAAUUACUUUCUGAAUGUUAUUUAGCUGAGGGAAAAUUUGAUACUUAUAAUAAUAUCUUAAGAUUUCUCCUUAGUUUGAGAAAUAUACCGUCUAUACAAUAUGAUCAAAUGGACUUAUCCAUUCUUCCAGAACUUGGACCAAAUCCUGAUUUCACCAGUCUUUUCAAAUUACCAGAUUCAAUUAUCUCCCAGUCUUCUUAUUAUUCUGAUAGUACAUUUUAUUUUGAUGGGAAAAAAAAGUGUUCAAAGAGUAAUAAAUUGAAUAGGUUACCUUCUUGCACAUGUACAGAUAAAUCAUAUGAAUCAAGUUAUAAAACAUUGUCAGGAGUUAAUAACGAAGAAAAUGCAGCAAUUCUUCCAGAAGAAAAUAUCAGAGAAAGUAUUUGGGAAAUUGCGGCAACAGAAUUAUAUUGUGGAAGAAAAACCUGGGAAGAUUAUGGGCAAGCAGAACCAGAAAGGGAGCCAAUAUUCCUAUCAGAAUUGGGUGACUUAUCUUCACUGUGGGUGGACAAUUUACAUUCAACACGUUUCAAUAAAUAUUUUAGAGAACAUGUUAUGUUUAAACCUGAAAUUAAACCGAAAAAACAGUUUAUUGAUGACCUAAAGUAUCUACUUGUUGGUAUGGCGUCUCAGUCAUUCACUUAUAAUGAUUUUGGUGAACUUAUUUUGAUACCAGAUAUAACAUUAGAAGGAUUAACAGAAGAGACAUUAGAAGAAUACAGUAAAAAUUUCACUUUUAGUGGUACAUGUUAUAAAGGAUUAUAUCAAAUGAGCUCGCCCGAUUCGCAAUCAAGCAAAUACAGAAGUAAUGGUUAUAUAUUUGCUGAAUUAUGUGAGAGUAUAAAUAAAUAUCUACUAUUCUAUAGAACAGCCAUUAUGAGUAUUCCAAAUUCAAUGAAUCUCUUGGAAUUCAGUGAAAAAACCAGUCAUUUGAGAACACAAAUUAAUACACUUGCAUCUAUAUGCAAAAUUGGUCCUUAUAAAGAGAGUGAGGAGAUACCUCAUGGGGUUGCUCUAUUAAAUUAUUUAUAUCAAAUGGUCAUUCAAGUCAUAGAUAAAAAUAUAAUACUGGUGUUAUAUUCUAUUCUUUUUCCGUGCUGUCAAAUUUAUUUUGGUCGGUUUAUUUUGCAAUGGAUACUAUAUGGUUCAGUGAAUGACCCAUAUGAUGAAUUUUUCAUCAAGACCAAUCAUAAAUUUAUUUCCACAAGAGGGCGUACUUAUUGGACUAGAAGCUUUGUUAUUUGUCCAAACAUAAUUCCAGAAUUUCUUAAUGAUGUUAAGGACACAAUACUUCUUUGCGGAAAAAUGAUGAAUUUGUUGAAGGUCUGCAAUCCUUUUAACAAACUCUGUCUCUUCCUGAUGGGCAAAAAACCUAACAUAAUAUCCUGUUGCAUCACAAGAGACCAACUUAGCCUCCUUGAACAAAGUGCUCAGAAUUAUUAUUUGGAGGCAUUGGAAUUUUGUGGCCGCAAACAUUCUAUUGCUUUUUUGAUUCGAAAAGAUAAGGAGAUAAAUGAGGAUUUACUGGAAUUCAUUUCUGAAAAAAGGGCAGCUACAUUGAAGAGAAUUGAAUUAGAACGACAGACGCGUGCACUAGAAGAAUAUGAAAAGAAACUUGAGGAGAGGGCAAUAUUGAAAGAGCAAUAUGAUAUGGCCUUGCAUCAAAAGCAAUUUCAUAUAUUGCAGGUUAUCGAAAGGGAGAUCAAAUCAAUUGAAACUAGUAUUCAAAUUGCAAAGAGAAGAGAAUAUAUGAUUCAACAAGAAGCUAAAGAUUUGAUAGAUUAUUAUGAGCAGUUAUUUAAAAUAUCUGAUGCCAAAAGAGAAAAAAUUGAAAAACAUAUUGAAGUCUUAAAAAAAUUCCAAUUAGAUCCCACUCAUAAAAACAUUCAGAUUCAAUAUGGAGAUGAAAUACAGGAUAUAAAUUUGGAAAAACAAAUAGAAGAUGUGCAAAGUUUAGAAAACACCCAAUCUUCUUUUAUACCAGAAAUCAACAUUGGUGACUCUAUACAAAAUAAUGAAACCCCUCAAAUUCAUUCUGCAAAGUCUUUGGAUGAAUUGAAUGCUAAUAUGGAAGAAGAGACAAGUGAAAUAGAGCCACUUCAGACCGAAAAAAUAAACAAUAAUUCCAUACCAGAAAAAAUAAACAAUGAUAACUUCAAACAAACUAUAGAAAAUUUUGAAAUGGCUAAAAGAAAUAAGAGACGAAUUAUGAAUGAGGAAUUAGGAAUGAGUGAUAGGAAUGAUAAAACAAAAGCCAGGGUAAAUUGGAAUGCAGAUAAUUUAACAGAUGCCCAAAAGAAUAGAAUGAAAGUUAUGGCUUCUGAAUUUGAUAUAGAAAUCCAGCCGAGAGAAAGAUUAGAUAAAGAACUAACUAUUACUGAUAUAAAUAGAUUCAAAAUGAUGACAAGUACAAUAUUCAGUAAUGAGAAUUAUACAGAAAAAAAAGUUGAUAAUGAAACUACUAAUAGUAAUAGUGUUAAAGAAACAGUUACAAACAUCAAUCAAAAUAUAAGUGAAAUAGAAGCAAACAAAAAAAUCAACGAGAAAAAUGAGAGGGAAAAAUUGAAAAAAUCUAUUUCUUUGCAUUUGGAUUUCACCUUCAAAAGGGAGAAUAGUAAUAAUUUGGAAAUGGAAAAAUGUUUACCGAUGUCUAUUGAUUCAACACCAUUUAGUGAUAUAGCUAGUAUUUCAACAAUUUCAGCUACUAGCAGAAUGUUUCAAGAAGAUAAAACAAAUAAUAGUUUUCCAACUACUGCAGGAACAGAAAUGACAGAUGAUGGUGGCUUCAAAUUUACAGAGAACUAUAAUAUUCCUGAUUAUCCUGUUAGUCAACUUGACAAAGCCCACUUUUCAAAAGUUUUUUUAUUGGAAGAUGUGGAAAAUAUAAAACCAAUGUGCUUAAAAAUGUUUUUGAGCCAAAGUUUAUCUUUCUCUUUAGUGGUUCAAUUGAAACUAGUGAGCAGUGAGCUUUUGAAUUACUUCAUAGAAGAUUUGAAGUAUUUGCAACAUUUGAAAAAUUUGAAGAGUUAUUUCUUUCUGCAGAAUGGUGAAUUUGCCAAAACAAUCACAGAUAUUUUAUUUCAAAAAUUGUACAACGUGAAAUUUCCAAUAGAACUGAUCAAUUGCAGGGUUUUGAGUUAUAUAAUUCAUGGUUCUCUAGAAGAUUCCAACAAAACUGAUGGUUUCGAGAAUUUGUCUUUCAAAAUAAAUAAUCUCCCAGAAUGUUUCAAUCUUUGCGAUAUUGAUGUUCUAAAUUGCUUAUCUCUUACAUAUAAAUUGGAUUGGCCUAUGAAUAUUCUAUUACCAUGCGAUGCUAUAGCCAAAUAUAAUGAAGUAUUCAAAUUUUUAUUGAAGAUAAAUAGAAUGAAUUGGAUUCUAAAGAAAAUGUUUAUGAAUCUUAGAAUGCUGGCUAAAGAAACUGGUACAAAAGAACAAUACCUCAUGAUUUCGAUCCAUUAUAGAAGGAUACAUUUGUUUCGCCAUGUUAUGAUGCAUUUCAUACAGUCUUUGCAGAAUUACAUCACUGGAGAAAUAUUUCAAACACAAUGGUCUUUUCUAGAAGAAAAUUUAGAAAGUGUUACAAAUUUAGAUGAACUAUAUGAUAUGCAUACCCAUUACUUGAAAAAUAUCUUAUUUAUGUGUCUACUCAACCAACGAUCAGCUCCUCUGAAAAAAGUUCUAGAUAAAAUAUUCACUGUUAUACUUAAAUUUUACGAUAUCUUGCGUUCAAAAAAAUGGGAAUGUAAGGAAGGAACUUUCAAACAUCCAAGCUUCAAAAAAUUGGAGACCAUUUAUGAGAACUUUAAUGAACUUGUUAUCUAUUUAUUCAAGGUUGGAAAGAAAGUUGUUAAGAAUGGUUAUCAACCACAAUUCAAACACUUUUUAGAUUCAUUGAAUACUAAUGGAUUUUAUUCUAAAAUCUCAUGUGAUAGCGUUUGAAAAUUGAAUCAAAAUACCUCUAAUUUAUAUUAUAGAUAAUAUGAAGUUUU
Messenger RNA from Harmonia axyridis, 4306 nucleotides. RefSeq names its product gamma-tubulin complex component 6 (gene Grip163). The coding region runs from base 63 to 4256 and encodes 1397 amino acids. The record is from RefSeq and is a predicted model, not a curated record. Lineage: Eukaryota; Metazoa; Arthropoda; Insecta; Coleoptera; Coccinellidae. Gene Ontology annotation, cellular component: centrosome; spindle pole; equatorial microtubule organizing center. Gene Ontology annotation, biological process: meiotic cell cycle; spindle assembly; cytoplasmic microtubule organization. Gene Ontology annotation, molecular function: gamma-tubulin binding; microtubule minus-end binding. The transcript is spliced from 12 exons.